Molecule: messenger RNA, 1440 nt
Organism: Pediculus humanus corporis (human body louse)
Lineage: Eukaryota; Metazoa; Arthropoda; Insecta; Psocodea; Pediculidae
Product: ubiquitin carboxyl-terminal hydrolase DUB-1, putative
Exons: 5
Coding region: 1-1440 (479 amino acids)
Biological process (GO): regulation of apoptotic process; protein deubiquitination
Cellular component (GO): cytosol; nucleus
Molecular function (GO): cysteine-type deubiquitinase activity; cysteine-type endopeptidase activity
Source: RefSeq, a predicted model, not a curated record
AUGCCUGCUUCGGGAGGAGAUCCAGUCAGUGCUACGUUAAGGUUAGCUUUUUCGCCUGGCUCAAAGAACGGAGAUCUUGACUGCGGAAUUGAAACAUCUGCAAAACGUGCUUUGCUUACUCGAAUAGAAUUCGAACCGGCAAACAAUUAUCAAUCAUCGGUUUUAAACACACUUAAGUCUAAGUAUAUUGUAGUGAAUACAAAGCCUGUUUCGAACAAUAAUAAAACUGUUAAUGGAGCUAAUGUAAACAAUAAAAAAGCAAAUAAUAUUACAUUACCAGUGCCAAAAUUUACGUUGUUCCCUCCCGAGAGAGUUCAACUUGGUUAUCGUGGAAAUAUGUCCGUUGGUUCAGGAAUGUCAAAUAUGGGCAAUACUUGUUACCUUAAUUCUACCUUACAAGCUCUGUUUCAUGUUCCUGCUCUAGUCAACUGGCUUUUAAGUGAAACAUCUCAUCAAAAUUGUGUACAAAAUAGUGAUUAUCAAAUGCACCCCGAUGAUAUCACUUGUUCUGUCAUUAAAACACUCAAGUGUUCUCAACAAAAAACUGGAAAUUGCAUGAAGCCCAUAAGUGUUUAUUCUAAAUUAAAAGCAAUAUGUAAACAUCUCAGUCAUGGGUCACAAGAAGAUGCGCAUGAAUUCAUGAGGUAUUUACUAGAAAGUUUGGAGAAAAAUUAUUUAACUAGGUUUCAAGGUCACAAGUUAGAUAGUACUUCAAAAGAGACUACACCUAUAAAUCAAAUAUUUGGCGGAUACAUCAGGACAGAAGUUGUGUGUUUGUCAUGUCGAGCUGUUUCAACAACUUUCCAACAUUUCCAAGACUUGCCAUUGGACAUAAGAAAAGCAUCAACGCUUAAUGAUGCUUUGGCAGGUUAUUUUGAAAGAGAAAGACUGCCUGAUGGUGAGGAUGCUUAUAAUUGUGAAAAAUGUAAUAGAAAAGUUUCUGUGUAUAAAAAAUUUACCAUAGAAAAACCACCAAAUGUUCUCUGUGUUCAGCUUAAAAGGUUUAGUAUGACUAAUGGUAAAAUUACAAAACAAGUUCAACUGCCGCAGUAUCUUGAUAUAACAAGGUUUAUUAGUACUAGUAUUCAUCCCAGGCAUCCUGUUAAAUACAAGUUGGUAUCAAUGAUUACUCACAUGGGGCAAUCUGUAAAUUGUGGCCAUUACACUGCUAUUGCUCUUGCAGCAAAUGGGUCUUAUUACCAAUUUGAUGAUAGUUCUGUAAGGCAAAUUCCUUUAAGCACUGUCCUUAGCAUGAGUGCUUAUUUAAUUUUGUACGAAAUGGAAAGACCUUUUCAAACAGUAAAUCCGAGACCCUUCACAUCUAUUUCCUCCACAGUUUGGAAUGGGAAUUUUAACUGUGGAGAAGAAGAAGAACCAUGGCCUCAAACUGAUUCUAAUCCAGUUUCGAAUUUUUCAAAUGAAAUUAAAAACAAAAGGUAA